AAAGAGAAGAGAUCUGUUCGACUCGCACUGACAACAUGUACCUGCGCUGUGUCCCGCUCCUGGCCCUGCUGGUCCUCUGCUCCGCUCUGGAGGAGCCCAAGAGCAAGUCUAAGGUGUGCGCCAAUGUGUUCUGUGGUGCAGGAAGGGAGUGCGCCGUGACUGAGAAAGGAGACCCUACCUGCCUGUGUAUUGAGAAAUGUAAAUCACACAAAAGACCAGUUUGUGGAAGUAACGGCAAAACCUACCUGAACCACUGUGAGCUGCACCGUGAUGCCUGUCUAACUGGCUCUAAGAUUCAGGUUGACUACGAUGGACACUGCAAGGAGAAGACAUCGGACACCCCUGCGGCUGUUCCAGUUGCCUGUUACCAAUCUGACCGCGACGAGAUGCGCCGGCGAGUGAUCCACUGGCUCCAGACUGAGAUCAUUCCCGACGGCUGGUUCUCCAAGGGCAGCGACUACAGCGAGAUCCUCGACAGGUACUUCAAGAAAUUUGAUGAUGGCGACUCCCACCUGGAUUCCGCUGAGCUGCAGAGCUUCCUGGAGCAGAGCCAGAGCACCAACAUCACCACUUACAAGGACGAGGAGACCAACCGGAUGCUCAAGAGUCUGUGUGUCGAGGCUCUCAUUGAACUGUCUGAUGAAAAUGCAGACUGGAAACUGAACAAAAAUGAGUUUCUCAAAUGCUUGAAUCCCGACUUCCAACCAUCUGAGAAAAAGUGUGCACUGGAGGAUGAGACAUAUGAGGAUGGAGCUGAGACCCAAGUGCAGUGCAAUCGCUGUGUGUGCGCCUGUGGGAACUGGGUGUGCACCGCCAUGGCAUGUGAAGGGAAGGACGGGGACCAUGGAGAAGACAUGGGCAGAUACGUGGAGGAGAUCAGAAAGCAGCAGGAGACUAUUGAAAAUUCCAAGAGCAGCAGCGACAAAGACGCCUAAAGCCAAGAUGCGGAUUCCAUUUGCUGCCAGGGGCCGCCCAGGGGCCACGUCAAGAGCAGAUUUUAUAUUAAUAUGCAUCAAAGACAAAUUAUUCAGAUUUUAGGGCAUAGGUGCAACAAGAGGGGAGGAGGGACUUGAGGGGAGUUUCGCUCCCGAACCAAAAAUUACGAUGUCACUUCCUUGUGUGGAUUGUGGGUGCCCCCUGUGUGCGGUUCCUGUGCAAUAAGGCACUCAUCUCUUGUGUUACUGGGGGUCUCUCCAUUCAGGGACCUCUACCAUUAAAAUAUACAAGGCCUUCCUAGGACUGCCCUAUCUUGUGGCCCAACCCUGCACAUUUUGAGUGCCUUAUUGCACCUCCUUUCUACUGAUGAGUGCAAAUAGUGUCCCCAUCCCAAAUAGUUUCACAUUUAAACCCCCCCCCCCCUAAAAUGGGAUAAGGGACACAAUUAGCCUAGGGUUGACUUGCUGGGCACCUUCCCUUGCAUUUGUUGUGGGACACUGGCCAAUGCCCCAGGGCCCCCCAUUGGAUUUCGGGAAUUCUGGGCUGCUAACAGACCAUCUGCUUGUAGCUGAACCAUGAACUGGUUGCUGCCAGAAGCAUAGGUCUUUUAGGGGGUCACUUGUUUUGGAGCAGAAUGGACCAUAGUUACCCACUUUGUAAGCCCCACCCCCAAGGAACAUGUUAUGGUGUUAUAUUUUCCAGAACACAGUCAAGCCCAUAUUGUAUCUUUCCCUUUAUACUUUGUCUCUAGUAGUAUUUACGUGUGUAAUUGUAGGUGUAGUUUUUAUAUUAUUUCCUAAACUCCAAGGCCACUUGUCCUUAAAGGGCUACUGCACAUGGGGGGGGGUGGUAUGGCUAUUUGUAGGACCAUAUAGCAUGGGUGUCAGUGACCCAUCUAACUAUGUACAGGGGAUGGUUCCCACACACAUUGAAUACUUGUCCCUCUUUAAAAGAGAAGUAUCUGCCCACAGGGACAUAAAUCUGUCCAAGAGGGAGGAGUUUAAAGGUUCCGCCCAUGAGGAACUUGCAUUUUCCAUUUUGGCAGGACUGCCUACGGGGAAUUUUAUGAUUGGUGCUGUGUUUGUGCCCACAGGGGGUACAGAUUAGUGGUUAGGCAGUGAAAUUACUUGAAAUAAAUGUUGCCAGAUAUUUCAGGGUGUGUUGCGGGGGGGGGGGGCGUCCAGUAGCUGAUACAGAUCCAAUUGCUGUGUGUGGCGGAGUGCUGAUAAGCUGUAAUUAUGAAAUAUCCUCUCGGACAGUAAUUAGUGACCCCCUGUGUAAGGAAAAUGUAGCCCCUCCCUCCCAGUGCAACUGAACCCCCCAGUGGGCCACCUGUGUGAUACAAGUACACGUAUGAUCCAUUGAUUCGAUGCUGUGCCACAGUGGCACCAGGCUCCUCCUUCUCAGAGGGAGGGGCUUGUGCACAUUGUAUCCUAUCAGACCCGCUGAUUUCCCCCCUCUCAGUAUUCAGAGCUUCCUUUCCUGCGUAUAUUUCACAGCCAUAUUUGUUUUUAUAUUUGUAUAUUUUUUUUUAUUCUAUAACGACCAAAUAAAUAAAUUAAAAGA
Xenopus laevis (African clawed frog) is the source of this 2502-nucleotide messenger RNA. RefSeq names its product follistatin-related protein (gene xfrp). Lineage: Eukaryota; Metazoa; Chordata; Amphibia; Anura; Pipidae. The record is from RefSeq and is marked provisional.